Messenger RNA from Durusdinium trenchii, 1018 nucleotides. NCBI's taxonomy places the organism in Eukaryota, Dinophyceae, Suessiales, Symbiodiniaceae. The record is from the annotation of a GenBank genome assembly.
UCCAUUUUGAGGUUACCACUCAUCCAAGUCUAUAUAGCACUUGUAGAAGGGCGGAUGAAUGAUGAGGGACCGGGCAAGGGUUUAUGUUGCAGGGACUUGGCAAGGCUUGGCAAACUCCACCAAGGACCCGAUCCGCUGCCACAGUGGUGGGAGGAAUGGAGCAAACUUAACUAGCUGUGGAUCCAAAACAUGCUUCUUGCUUGAUUGAGCUAGACAAUAUAUAUAUAUAUAAAUAUAUAUAUAGUAGAUAUUCUCUUGAUUGUAGGUACCUAGAUUCGAUGAUCGAACUAUUCACCUCGACAACUGGACCUGCUUGAAGGCCCUUCUGUUUCGGCCUACUCUGUGGUAUGACCGGUCAGUUCGGGGGCACAACACACACCUCUGCAGACUUGGGCAUGAACUUGGCUUUUGUAUGCUUUUCUUCACCCUGUGUAGAAGAACCAACUUUUCGUUUUUCCAUGUUCGAGUCGAUCGAUGUCGGACUUCUACUUCACAGGUGGAGUCCAUGUCCGGCAAGAGGCAGUGGGGCUGAACCGACACACUCCGACCUCGUCGAAACCUCGACACCGCCCCGUUCCACACUCCCAGCAGACUUCGAACUCCCAACGACGAUGGAUGUGCCGGACCGUACGACCUCGCGUGUGCUCCGGAGACUUUGCUUGCAGACCAAGGCGCAGCGAGCCUGGGCGCCUGGAAGUGGCAUCCUUGACGGCCCGAGCGGUGUGGCUUCAGCAACGACCAGGGUCCAGGUGGGAGCUUCUACCACACUACUGCCAGGUGGUGCAGGGUCGUCGUGCCCAACACCAUGGGCAAAAGUGGCUACAGGUCACCACCCGCCUGGCCCUUGAGGAGCGAUGGCUUUCGAGGAGUAAGGAAGACUUGCGAGUCCGCGAGCACUUUGUGGUCUACGAGCUGCCCCGAGAGGGCGCCAUCGUUCAGGACUUCCGGAUCGCCGCCAUUCUGCCGGACGCGGAGCCGGCCAAAGAAUAGAAAAGGUGUUGAGAACUACAGCGGCCGG